Messenger RNA from Aspergillus vadensis CBS 113365, 467 nucleotides. RefSeq lists its product as uncharacterized. The transcript has 3 exons. The record is from RefSeq and is a predicted model, not a curated record. Lineage: Eukaryota; Fungi; Ascomycota; Eurotiomycetes; Eurotiales; Aspergillaceae. Gene Ontology annotation, biological process: meiotic cell cycle. The coding region runs from base 111 to 377 and encodes 88 amino acids.
CUGGAUUAUAUUCUGUGGAUGCCCUACCUUCUUGACUAACAUAAGGGUUGACAGUGCUACAAAGUACCAUUGAAUCGCCUGAACUCAAAGAUUCACACCUCACAAUCAUCAUGUAUUAUAUACAGAAGCUGCCUGGUACAUCCCCAGAGGUCUCCAUUAUGAUGCUCAAGCAACUGCUCGAACAGGUCAUUCUUCUCCCAAAUAACGAAACUUCGCUCGAGAAAGUGUUUAUAACAUUCGUACAUGGAUUGAUGCAUUCAAAGAAAUGUGCAAAUACUAGCUUCGAAGUAUUCCAGGAGACAAUUGCCAGCUUAAGCAGGCAUUAUAAACAGCCCUUGAGUGAAGCGGCAACGGAAGCAACACUCAUCGUACGUUAGCCUUUAUCAUAGCUCCAGCUACUAUAGUAGGGCUCAUUGAGAUAUAGCUCAUCUGGAAACAGGUCAAUGAUGCGAUCUCGAAUGACGACA